GGGACUGCGUAGAGCACGCUUGCAAGAGCCCAGCUCCGAAGAUCGUUCGUUGUGCAUAGUUUUGUGAAAUUUAUACAUAAAAAAAGACGGUCAGAUUUAAUGUGCUGUGAUGUGUAGUGCUGUUAAUCGCCACGAAGUGCUCCGACUACCAUUCGAACAAGAGAAGCGUUGGUAGAAUAAUAAAUGCUAAAUAUGACGCACGGUAAAUGGCCGGUGAGAGUGUUACAGUGAAGUGCGUACGUUUGUGUGUUUAAAUGUGAUUUGAAAAAACCAACAACAGCAAGGCUUUUUCAUUGUGUUCGUCCCGGAAGUACCGUCUUGUGCCAAACGGAACGGAAAUGGGUAGAGAAGAAUGGAAAAUGCGCGAAGAAAUCGGUGUAAAGCAGGGAAAAUAAUAAAAAUGCGCCGAAUGCAAGUGUUGUAAAAGUGGUUUGUUUUGUACCGUGUCGAAAAAAUAAAGGAAAGGAAGAUGUUAUUAGGAAGCUGUGUUUAUGUGCGCAUGUUAACGCUGCCAAUGGUAAACGACAGGAAGUUUGGUGCGCAAAAGCGAGCCCCAAAUAUGUCAUAGUGUGCCGAAAAAGCAUAAACGUUUGUGAAAAAUACUUGAGCAAAUUCGGCACUGCCCGCUGUCGGGUGGUAUACGUUUGUGUAUAAAACAAAACAAAUAAAACAAAACCUACAACAAGCCACAGGAUGGGUCUUGCCUCGUCCAAAGCCGUCAACAGUAUUGCGUCGCACGGUGCCGGCCCGGAGAAGAGCAAUGGCCGGCUGAGCAAGGACAGCGUGAUCGUCGAGACCACCAGCUACCCGUCGAUGUCGACGGAUAUUCAGCAGCCCUGCUCGAUACUUCCGUCGCCAUCCGGUAGCAGCAGUAUCGACACCUGGAAAACGUCGAGCUGUCACGUCCGCCAGGCCAGCAUACGUUCGCGAAAUCUGCAACCCAUGCCGGAUGCGGGCGAGCUUGAUCGACGAUUCGCGAAAGUGUUGGCAUCUAUGGACCUUCCGCCGGAUAAAGCGAAGCUGCUAAAAAACUAUGACAACGAAAAAAAGUGGGACAUCAUAUGUGAUCAGGAAAUGGUACAGGCAAAAGAUCCCCCGGCACACUAUCUCACCAAGCUACGCACCUAUCUCGAUCCCAAGGCAUCCCGCAGUCACAGGAAACGCAAGAUGGUGGGUGAGUCGACGUCAACGCAGGUGUUGCGCGAUCUAGAAAUAUCGCUCCGGACCAACCACAUCGAAUGGGUGAAAGAAUUUCUGGACGAUGAAAAUCAAGGCCUCGAUGCGCUGAUAGACUAUCUCAGCUUUCGGUUGGCCAUGAUGCGGCACGAGCAGCGCAUCCUGGAGGCAAAAUCCGAAUCCGACGAAGGCCUCACCACGAAGGAAACCGCGGCUAACAGCUCGUACGGAAGCAACGAAACGACACACAAAAUUGCACCGAACGGGUUCAUGCGUCCCGGUCUGGGUGACAUGCUGGACAGCCCGAGCAUAAAGCGACGGUCGCGGCACAUAGCCAAGCUGAACAUGGGCCUCACAACGGACGACAUACACGUGUGCAUCAUGUGCAUGCGCGCCAUCAUGAACAACAAGUACGGCUUCAACAUGGUGAUCCAGCACCGGGAAGCGAUCAACUGUAUCGCGCUCAGCCUGAUCCACAAAUCACUGCGCACCAAGGCGCUGGUGCUGGAGCUGCUGGCAGCGAUAUGUCUGGUGAAGGGUGGGCACGAGAUCAUCCUGUUCGCGUUUGACAACUUCAAGAAAGUGUGCUCGGAGCAGCGCCGGUUUCAAACGUUGAUGGAAUACUUUAUGAACUACGAGCUGUUUAACAUCGACUUUAUGGUGGCGUGCAUGCAAUUCGUUAACAUCGUCGUCCACUCGGUGGAGGAUAUGAACUACCGUGUGCACCUGCAGUACGAGUUUACCGCGCUCGGUUUGGACGAGUAUCUGGAGAAGCUACGGCUGACGGAAUCGGAGGAACUGCACGUACAAAUUUCCGCCUAUUUGGACAACGUGUUCGAUGUGGCCGCCCUGAUGGAGGACAGCGAAACGAAAACGGCCGCCCUGGAACGGGUGAACGAGCUGGAGGACGAGCUCGGCCGGGCACUGGACCAGGCGAGCGAAAUCGAGCGGGAGGCACUGUUUAAGCUCGGCGAACUGGAGGCAGAACUCAGCCGGACGCGUAACGAGCGGGACGAUUUGUACAACAAGCAGCUGGCGGUGGAGGACGAAAUUGUGAAGCUAAAUCGAGCGCUGAAGCAGCACGAACAAGAAUCCCAAAGUCGACAGUCGAUGCUGCUCGAGCUGGAAAACCUCACCAAAACACUACCCAAAGGUACGUCCAUUGCGGACGUAUCGAACCUUCUGGCGAAGGGUGGCCUCUCGGAACUAAGCCCCACCGGAUCCGGUGCGGCUGGACAGCAGCAAGCACCACCGAUACCACCACCACCCGCCCCACCCAUACCACCCUCGGCGGCCAAUGCGCCAAUGCCUCCGCCGCCGCCCUGUCCACCAGCGCCACCGGGCGGGCUGUUCAACGGAAGCGGUGAGCCACCGAAAGCACCACCCAAACCGCCCACAUUCAUUCCAGUGCCACCGCCGAUGGGUGGACCGCACGGUGGUUACAAUCCGCUGCACUGCACGGACGGUGCGAUGACGAUAAAGCGCAAGGUGCAGCCAAAAUAUAAGCUUCCCACGCUCAACUGGGUCGCGCUGAAACCGAACCAGGUGCGGGGUACGAUCUUCAACGAGCUCGACGACGAGAAGCUCCACCGGCAGAUUGAUUUUGUCGAUUUCGAGGAGCGGUUUAAGAUCGGUAUGGGCGGCCCGGUAAGCAACGGCAACUGUGAUAUGGAUGGGCUGACGGCGUUCCCCAGCAAACGGUUCAAGAAACCGGAACACAUUUCGCUGCUCGAACAUACGAGAUUAAGAAACAUUGCAAUAUCUCGAAGAAAGCUAGAAAUGCCGGCAGAAUCCGUUAUCAAAGCGAUCAACAAUCUCGAUCUCAAGCUGCUGUCGUUGGAGAAUGUAGAGCUGCUGCAAAAGAUGACACCGACCGAUCAGGAACAGAAGCUUUACAAAGAGUAUGUGAUAGAGAAGAAAGAUCUGAACCAGUUGACCGAGGAAGAUAAGUUUAUGCUGCAGCUGACGAAGGUCGAACGCAUCUCGUCGAAACUGUCCAUCAUGAACUACAUCGGCAACUUCUUCGAAUGUUGGCAUCUCAUCAGCCCGCAAGUGUACUCCAUCAUGUCUGCAUCCUCGUCUAUAAAAUCCUCGAAAAAAUUCCGCGCCGUGCUGGAGGUGAUAUUAGCGUUUGGUAACUAUCUGAACAGUAGCAAGCGUGGCCCUGCGUAUGGGUUUAAGCUACAGUCACUCGAUACACUCCUCGACACCAAGUCGAACGAUAAGCGGAUGAGUUUGAUGCAUUACAUAGUGGCCACCAUAAGGCAGAAAUUCCCCGAAUUGAUGAACUUCGAUACGGAGCUGUUCUGUAUCGAUAAGGCGGCACAGGUAUCGCUCGAGAUGCUCAUAUCGGACGUGAACGAGCUCGAGAAGGGUAUGGAAACGGUACGCAAGGAGGCGGAUUUGCGUGGCAAAGGUACCCAAAGCCACGUGUUGCGCGAUUUCCUAGCAAACUCUGAGGAGAAGCUGAAGAAGAUCAAAACCGAUUGUAAAACGGCACAGGAAUCAUUCAAAGAGUGCAUCGAAUACUUUGGCGAAUCUUCACGAAAUGCGGAUGCAAAUGCGUUCUUCUCACUGCUAGUCCGAUUCGUACGAGCAUUUAAGACCUGUGAUCAGGAAAACGAACAACGACGACGGUUAGAGGCGGCUGCACUGCAGGCGUCCGCUAAAAAGGACGAAGAGGAGCAGGUGGUGCUACGGAACAAUAAAAUCAAUAAUCAAAAGAAGCAACAGGAGGCAGUCAUCAACGAGCUUAAGCUGAAAGCACACGCUGUGCGUGAAAAGAAGCUGCUGCAGCAGGACGAAGUGUACAACGGUGCGCUGGAAGAUAUUCUGCUGGGGCUGAAGAACGAACCGUACCGGCGUGCCGAUGCAGUGCGAAGGAGCCAACGCAGGCGGAUCGACAGCAACAGGCUGUCACGAACGAUGGAAGAGGUAGAAGUGUAGAUCGCGACUAGUGACUAGUAUCUCCCGAUAAGCGCUGCAAGUUGUAAAAGAUGUAAAAUACUGUACUCGUAAGCUAAAUGCCCGUACAGGCACCAAUCUCCGCGAGCGUCGUAUGAUUUAAGGCAAAUUUGUAUAUGGUUUGAUAAGCACCGGUUAAUCGUUCGUCGGCCCUGAUGUAUCAUAUUCGUUACAGAUUCGUUGUACAUAAUUGAUUUUAAUGACAUUAGUUCAAACAGACACGGGACGACAGGGGAAAAUGCGUCAAUGUUGUUUUUUUAAUGGUUUGUUCCUAAUAAUUUUAUACUAAGAAAUCCAUAUCAUUUUGGGGACGAAAGUUGAAGCGUGUGAAGGGGAUUUGUUUUUUGGUUUACCACGCUGUAUCGCGCGGAGAAAAACAAACGUAUGACAAUAUACACAGCAAACGCACAUUCCGUAAACAGGCGCUUUUUGUCUCAGCAUAAAGCUCGUUGCAUUUAAUGGGAAGUGAACGAAACAAUAAAAAACAUAUACGCACAAACUUCGGAAUGUAGUGACAGGAUUUCAAGAAUGUUUUGCAACUUGAAACUUUCGAGAAUAUAUUUUAGCAAAGCGGCGCUGAUUUCAAAUUCAUAUUUGCCAAGGCUUUUAGAGAUGCAAUAGGAAGACAGGGAAACGAUCGUGUAGAUCGAUGAUCAAAACAGUGAUAUUCAUGCCAGUCAGAAACGAAAACACAAAGCCUUUGCAAAACGUUAAACAAAACUAAGCACAAUACUGCAGCAACACUAAAAAGGACUGAAUGAAAAAUCAAAUCUUUUGGUAACGUUUUUUGCAGACAUUUUGCACAAUCUUCUCAUCGUAGAAAUUUAACCAUUUUACGUCCAAAAUCUUUCAUGACAACACAGUGUAGUAUAGGCGAUGCGAAAUCAAAAGCGAAGGCAGGAGGAAAAAAUUGAAGUUGGUGCUUGCUAACGUUGAAAAACGUGGCGGAUAAGAAUGCUUUCGGUACUGAAUAAGGGAACAAGGGAGCAUCGCGCGUGUAUAUCGUUGUUUUGCAAAACAAAGCGAGCAAGUAUGUACCAUUUUCUCACAAUAUUCUUGAUACGCGAUUUGUACCACUCUUCAACCACUUUUUGCUUCAAUAUAUACACAAACUUAAGAGU
Anopheles moucheti is the source of this 5261-nucleotide messenger RNA. It is a transcript of the gene Frl, whose product is annotated as formin-like protein. The transcript is spliced from 10 exons. Lineage: Eukaryota; Metazoa; Arthropoda; Insecta; Diptera; Culicidae. Gene Ontology annotation, biological process: cell migration; cortical actin cytoskeleton organization; regulation of cell shape. Gene Ontology annotation, molecular function: actin filament binding; small GTPase binding. The record is from RefSeq and is a predicted model, not a curated record. The coding region runs from base 694 to 4122 and encodes 1142 amino acids. Gene Ontology annotation, cellular component: cytosol.